AUGAACAUCAGAAGUUUUGCACUUCUUUGUGUGUUGAUUCUGGUCUCUCAGACACUAGUAGUCGAUGGUGAAACACAGAAGGAAAGAAAAAAAGAAAGACAAAACGGUGGAAAAGGUAGAAAAAAACAAACUGGAACUAAACAAGAGAAUGAGAAGGGACAGGAAUCCAAAGGAGGUAAAGCUUCACUUAAAGGCAAGUUUACAACCAAAGAUAAUUCUGAGUGCACCUGGGCAGUAACUGAAGUAGACACUGUUACCCUAAAAGUAGAAUGCAAGAAAGGUGAAAGCAGCUUCCGGUGUGAUUUUUCAGGAAGUCCUUCCACCUGUCCUCAAUUUGCAGCAAAUCAGAAACCAUACUGGAAACAAAUCUCCCGAUCUCUAAAGAAACAGAAGAAUAUCUGUCAAGACCCAAAAGGUAUUCUAAAAUCUAAAGUAUGUAAGAAGGGGCCACAAAGUGCCCAUCUCACCCUGACCAGCUCAAGCUUGAUAACGCUACAAGACUCCAGAAAAGGCAAGAUUGCUCACCAUAGAAAAGAGAUCACACAGACUUCAGCACCUGCUAUUACAUCUGAAAAUCAGCCAGGGAAAAGUUCCAAUGACUGCGUUGAAGAUAUAGAUUACAUUGAUCAGCAAAAGGUGGCUGAAGAAUACUGUUCAGAAACAUGGAGAUCUUGGUGCAACUUCUUUAUCACAAUGAUACAGGAUAAAAAAUGCCGAUAA
This is a messenger RNA of Emys orbicularis (European pond turtle), 720 nucleotides long. RefSeq names its product fibroblast growth factor binding protein 1 (gene FGFBP1). Gene Ontology annotation, biological process: cell-cell signaling. Bases 1 to 720 code for a protein of 239 amino acids. The record is from RefSeq and is a predicted model, not a curated record. The transcript has a single exon. NCBI's taxonomy places the organism in Eukaryota, Metazoa, Chordata, Testudines, Emydidae. Gene Ontology annotation, molecular function: growth factor binding.